This is a messenger RNA of Blastomyces dermatitidis ER-3, 7004 nucleotides long. RefSeq names its product histone-lysine N-methyltransferase SETD1. Gene Ontology annotation, cellular component: Set1C/COMPASS complex. The coding region runs from base 2120 to 5962 and encodes 1280 amino acids. NCBI's taxonomy places the organism in Eukaryota, Fungi, Ascomycota, Eurotiomycetes, Onygenales, Ajellomycetaceae. Gene Ontology annotation, molecular function: nucleic acid binding; histone H3K4 methyltransferase activity; protein binding. The transcript has 2 exons. The record is from RefSeq and is a predicted model, not a curated record.
CAGCAUAGAGAGUCAUGAAGGUUGAUCGGAUCGUGUUAGCUAUGGAAUACUCUUUGUUCUUCAAUUGCCUACUCUCUAUGGCCCGCGCUACAUAAAAUAACAUUGGUUGUCUGAGGAUGUUUACUGGGUUUUGGAGCACAUACAGACCCAACGAUCUCUUCAUUCGUCUUCAACCCCCCUGUGAUAUGCGGAGGGCACAUACAGAAACUGCAUUGAAUAUAAAUCCCUUCCACUACUUACUAUCACGUUUCACACAGUCCGCGGGCAAGUCCAGUCUUGUACCGCCCUGCCUGGUGCGGUUUCCGAGCCUUCCGCACAUUCCGUUCCCGCUACCUUUAUAUCCAUCCCCAGGUUCCAUCUUUUCACCCGACGUCAUGUGAAACGUGAAAUGAGUAUAUACAUGCAAUAAUGAUAACGCGUAUUUCCGACUUGAGGGGAAGAAAUGAUAAAUCCUUGCAUAUAUAGAUAUAUCUCUCUCCACUGGUUCACGCGGCUGUCAUGGUAGGGACGGAGAUGGUUCGAACUAGCCAGCCAUGGAUAAUGCCGGGGAUAGAUGCAGAUGAGCAUUCACACGACAAAUUCAUAUAAGAGUGUUGUUAGUAACCUGGGCGUGUUGGAGGAUUUGCUCCAAAUAGAUGUUUGUCCUGAAAUCACGAAGCGAUUCGUAGAUGCGCUGUUCUGGGCAGGUCGGAUAAGACAACAGGGAAGGGACCGUCCGUAGCCCGCAGAGACACACAGUACGACUCACUCUGACAGCUGAAUUUCCAUGUUUGAGGGUAGUAUUUAUUAUCUGUGGAAUCAUCUCAAUGGCCAUACAACCGCACGGGUGCCGGAGACAUUUUCUCGGUUCCGCCGCUACUCGAUUGUCCUGGGGAAUUCUGGCUUAUUUGUCAACUGGAAGGGGGUAUCAUGAAAGUGGGGUAUACAUCUCUAGACAGCGAUCCAACAUAGUAUCGAACAAUCAACGUUUAGCCGGUGGGUGGGUGUGUGGGUGCUGUUGCCAGUUCUCCGAGCAGUUUCUAGUAGGUUGCGGGAUCGAUGGCCGCCGCUGGGGUUCUAGAAGAAUGGCCGGAGAAGAAGAAACGUUGGUAUUUUUAUAUCAAAGGUAUUAUUUUGAGCCUAGUAGAUGACUGUGAGAUAUCAACAUAUUGAUACCGGAAUGCGAAAAGCGUCACUGCCUGUGGAGAAAAUGGAAUAACAUCGAUCCUCUCCGCUCCGGGUGUAAGUGGGGGCAAAAAUAUCAGGCGCAUCGGCCCUCCAGAACACGUCUUAGGUGUUGACGACAUGCAUCAAACAGCCCAUUCUCCUUGGCAAAGACGUUGCGGCCAUUUCGCGCUAGAUGUGACGAGAUAAAUAAGAUGUCUUGCGAUGUUGUUUAUGGAGAUGGAUGAUGGGGGGGAGUCGGUGUAGACAGUGCAUUACUGCUGGGAUGGCCUCCGCGCACGCAAGUAGGGGCGAACGGAGCGGACGACGAGAGAUGGUGAAUGCAGAAGUUAUACCAGAGCUGGAAGUUGAAGUUUGAUGAGUGCUCGCAGUCCAGUAGAUGAUGUAGCUGAUAUAGUUGGUGUAUUGUUGAUGUGGUGGUUGAUGUGGUUGGUGGUUGUGGUGUUGUAAUUUAAUGGCUGGUGGUGGAGUGUUUUUUUCCCCUUCGCCGCCAUUUUCAACUUCCUCCCAUUUCAGAUUUCAGCCUCCAGAUUUCUUCUGUCACCACAAACCAAACCAAAUAAGAAAAAGAGCCCUCCACAACGACGACAACCACUGACAGCUCCAGCUGGUUGGCAACUUGAACUCCUCCAUACUCUGUUCUCUCCCCCGACCUAUUGGCUAAUUCCCGUUUUCUCUAUCUCUCCUCUUUGCCUCCUCUUGCUCCACAGUUGCGCGUCCUCCGCACUUCUUGUUCCUCUGUCCUCUCUCUCUCUCUCCCCACCAUUUUCGCGUCACUUUUCCCGCGAGUCCCCCUACUUUUUCCCAAUACCUACCCCGUUAAUUCCUAAAAUCCGGCGGAGGUGAAUGUCCUAGUAGACUGCCCAUAGCUAGUCUCCAAAUUGUCGACGAUGCUGUUUGCGGGCUGUCUCUGGUCGGUAUCGGGCUGUUAGCCAUCUAUCUGUCUCUCCCCAUUAUGUCACGCGCCUCGGCGGGCUUCGCAGACUUCUUCCCUACCGCUCCCUCAGUCCUCCAGAAGAAGCGCUCCUCCAAAGCUGCCCAAGACCGGCCAAAGGGCAAGCUCAAACACGACGAUGAUCCCCAGUCCUCCAAUCCAGCGCCCACCGCCGCCACCGCCGCCGUCACAGUCACUGGUGUUGGUGUCCCUGGUGCGGAAGAGGGCGGGGCCUCAGACAACAACACCAACAGCGAUGUGCACAACAACAUCAACAGCAACAACAACAACAAGAACAACAGUAGCAGCCAUACUAAUAUAAAUAGCAAUACUCAAUUUGAUGAAUCCGCUGGCGCUGUUGCUCGCGGGGAUGUAAAUAUCACUCCAGGCGAUGCCAACGGUGUAGGUUCAUCCAGCUCUACUAGCACAGGUUCCUCUGUUUUCAGCGCAUCCAUUUUGCCCCAGCCUGGGUUAACGACUUCUAACGGAAUAACGCACCCUCAUGCCCUCACUCCUCUAACCAAUACAGAUUCGUCUCCCUCGUGCAAAAUCGCCAGCCCGUCAGGCCAAAAAUCAAUUGCUGCAACCGGUGAAAUAGUACCCACGAGUCGCUUUGUGGACGAUAUCAAAGCAACAAUCACCCCCCUCCAGACUCCUCCAACUCCGCGAAUCCAGGCUCGACCUGCAGGAAAUGCACCAAAGGGCUACAAACUAACCUAUGACCCAGAUUUGGAACGGAAACCUUUAACCAAAGAAAAACGGAGGAAGCCUCAAUAUGAAGUCUUUGACACUACCGAGGACGAAGCUCCGCCUGCAGAUCCACGCAUUGCCAUUGCCAACUAUACUCGUGGCGCGGGAUGUAAGCAAAAAACGAAGUAUCGCCCUGCGCCUUAUAUUCUUCGACCAUGGCCGUACGAUCCCGCUACAUCUGUUGGGCCCGGUCCACCAACACAAAUUGUAGUAACCGGCUACGACCCUCUAACCCCUCUGGCACCGAUUAGUGCCCUCUUUUCCAGCUUUGGAGAUAUCGCGGAGAUCAAAAAUAGGACAGAUCCAAACACUGGUCGGUUUCUGGGUGUCUGCUCUAUACGGUAUAAGGAUUCGAGAAUGUUUCGUGGCGGAGGACCCCUCCUAGCGGCGCAGGCUGCGCGAAGAGCGUACCUGGAGUGUAAAAAGGAACAGCGCAUUGGAGUACGUCGGAUACAGGUCAGUCUUGAUCGUGAUGGAGUAGUCAGCGACCGGCUCGUUGCAAGGAUUAUUGGGUCGCAGAGGCAGCAAGAACCUCCGCCGCUCGUGAUGGAAGAAAAAAUGAAAUCGGAGGAACAAGAUAACCUCCCGCCCCCAACAGCGCCCAAGGGCCCAUCGCGAAAGCCGAACAUGCUGAUACCCGAAGGCCCACGAGCGACGAUGAUGAAGCCUCCCGCACCCUCGCUCAUCGAGGAGACGCCGAUCCUUGACCAGAUUAAACGAGACCCUUACAUCUUUAUCGCUCACUGCUACGUGCCUGUACUUAGUACCACGAUACCUCACCUGGAAAGGCGGUUAAAACUCUUCAACUGGAAGUCGGUUCGCUGCGAUAAAACUGGAUAUUAUAUCAUUUUUGAUAAUUCCCGGCGGGGCGAGGAGGAGACGGAACGGUGCUACAAGAUGUGCCAUAUGACCGCGUUAUUUACCUAUGUGAUGAAUAUGGAAAGCCAACCGUAUGGUAACCCAAACUACGUCCGCAGUCCCAGUCCUGAACGAGUCAAGGCGGAGCAGCGGGAGAAAGCGGAGAAGGAACGGUUACAAAGGGAGGAUGAAUUGGAUAUCAAAGAGGAGAAAAAGCUACGCGCUGCUGAUCUUGACCCUGCCCGGGAAGUGCUUCUUGUGCUUGUUUCUGAGCUUAGGGACAAGUUGCUGGAAGAUGUCAAGUCUAGAAUAGCUGCCCCAGCCCUCUACGAUUACCUCGAGCCCGGUCGUCACACCGCUAAGCGACAAAAGUUGGGGAUCCCUGAUCCUGAGAGCACUCAGCGUCCUGCGUUCCGAAUUGACACUUCCGAUGACACUAUCGUUGGAACACCGGAUUCGCGCACAGACUCAAGGAGUCGCGCGCCAUUUGGCCCUUCGAAUAUCCUCUCCCUUCCGCGUAUUCGCAAGAUGCAAGGCCUGGAGAGCGCUAAUGAUGCUUUCAUAGAUGAAAGGCGAAGACGGCCACCAAGACGAAGAGAGUUUAGACCCCUCUAUCAUCGCCUGCAGCAACUCCAUGAAGAUGAAGAUUCGGAUGAUGAACGAAGGACUUCGUUUACGCGGGACACAGAGGAGCAGGAGAGUCGACCGCUUAGCCGUAUGAGCAUGAUGUCGGAUUCGGAGAAUGAAGAUGGGUUUGGAGAUGAGCCGAUGGCUACCGAAGCUGAUGAGGAGCAACUGGGUGUCAAAGCUAUCAAAGAUGCCACUAUCGACGAGCUCGAGCAUACCAUGAUGGACCUGUCGCCUGCCUCGAAGAAAAGAAAGAGGAUUUCUGAAGAACUACAAGCUCGGAAAAGGCAGAAGGAAGAUGAAGAACUAUUUGGCUUGCUUGAUUCUACGAAACUUGAUGAGCAGAUCAAGCCUGAGCUGACGGACUUGGAUGUGGAUGACGCUGCAGCAGUCAUCGAGCCAAUGACACAGAUCAAGGUCAAGAAAUCCAAGGCGAAGAAGAAAUCCAAGAAACAAAUAUUCGAGGAGCGGGAAGCGUUGAAAUUGAAGGAGCUAGAAGGCAUAGAGCAUGUUCCUCCGAGAGAAGAUACUAUCACGAUCAAACCUCUACCAAUAGAGGAAGAGAAAUCGAUCGAGGAUGUUGUUCCUGAAAUCUUCGAGGAGACCAGGCCGGAAGUCGAAUGGGGUGUCUCCAGAGAUGUGCCCAGACCCACCGUCGAGGAUGAUGAAGCUAUCAUCUUGGAUCUUGACGGGUGGCAGAACCUCAUCAAAGACGACGAGGAUAUUCGAUUCCUUCGAGAAGCCCUUCAAGAAUAUCCACCCUCAGACAUUGGAAACCUAUCCGCUUGGGCUUGGAGACAAAAAGAAAUCAAAGCUAUCAAUCGUGCUGGUGAAAGAGGACCUGUCCAUACGGAAACCAAAAUCAGUGGCUAUUACGUUCCCAACUCAACCGGUUGCGCCCGCACAGAAGGGAGAAAACGAAUCCUUGAAUCCGAGAAAUCAAAAUAUCUCCCCCACCGCAUUAAGGUACAGAAGGCCCGCGAGGAACGCGAGGCCCUUGCAAAGGCAGAUCCGCAAGCCGCUGCUGCAGAAGCAGCGCGACUGGCUGCCGCCAAGACGAUAUCCAAGUCCACGUCCCGUUCUACCCGCGUCAACAAUCGUCGUCUCAUCGCUGACAUCAACGCGCAGAAACAGGCGUUGCCCAUGCAGGGCGGCGAGGGCGACGUCCUUCGUUUUAACCAGCUUAAGAAACGCAAGAAGCCUGUGCGUUUCGCACGCUCAGCCAUUCACAACUGGGGUCUGUAUGCUGAGGAGAAUAUCUCUGCCAAUGACAUGAUUAUCGAGUAUGUGGGCGAGAAGGUCCGGCAGCAGGUGGCUGAUAUGCGAGAGCGGAGGUACCUCAAAAGUGGCAUUGGUAGCAGUUAUCUCUUCCGCAUUGAUGAGAAUACAGUCAUCGAUGCGACGAAGAGGGGCGGUAUUGCCCGGUUUAUUAACCAUAGCUGUACUCCGAAUUGUACGGCAAAGAUUAUUAAGGUGGAUGGGAGUAAGAGGAUUGUUAUUUAUGCGUUAAGGGAUAUUGAACGAGAUGAAGAACUUACGUACGAUUAUAAAUUCGAGCGGGAAUGGGAUAGCGACGACAGGAUCCCGUGUCUCUGUGGCUCGACCGGGUGUAAAGGCUUCCUUAACUGAAUUGACCUUCCUGGUUCCUAGUCUAUUUGUUGUUUACCUACUCAGCCUCCUCGCCUUCUGGCUUUCUCUCUCUCCAGAGAUGGGAUGUGUGAUACCAUACAAUACGAUAUUUUACCCCUUUCUUUUCUUUGGUUGUUUAUUAUUUUUCUCUUUCACAUUUUUGAUCCGUGCCGAUUGAACAGAUUAUAACACGACACGACAACAUCGAAUCACCGAAUGUUUUUUUUCUCUCUCGUGCCGUAUAUUUUUGCCUUGGUGGUUUUUUCUUCUAUUAUUAUUAUUAUUUUCUUUUACCAGCAUCUAGUCUUUAGGGCAACACCGGAAAAUGGGGGCAAAAGCGAGAAAAACUAAAGUUCAGAAAGUAAUUUUCACUGGGAAAGGCGUUCACUUUUUUUCUUCUCGUUUCUUUAGCUCCUUCGUUUUUUAUAUUUGCGUCUGUCCGUAUAGGGAUAUUUCUGGCGUUAUCGUCUUGUUUCCAUACCGUUUUCCAUUUGUUCCGAGGUUCUUCUCUCCCCAUGGAGCCUUAUUUUAUUACGUAGGGGAUAGGAUAUGGGUAUGUUUCUGUUCAGGGGUUUAUUUAUUUCACCUUUCUUUUGGUGGUGAUAUUUUUUACUGUUCAAAGAGGAUUUGGUGCUGCUGUCUGUACCUUUUAUUUUUACUCCUCUGACCAUUCUUGUGUCUAAUAUUAUAUUUUAUUUUCCAGCGCUUUUUAUUUUCCCGUCCUUAUUCACGAUGGCUAUGUAUAAUAACUUCCCUUUCCUCCACUACAUACACACAUAUAUAUAUAUGUUUUCGUUUUGCCCACCUUGUGCUUUAUUUCUUCUCUGGCCUCCGGGAUCUAUCUAUCUAUUGUCCCUUUUAUGUCUUAUUCACUGUGUCUAUGGACGGAGCCGCGGGGGAAAAGAGAAAAUAUUACAUGGGGGUAAUUGAAUGAGUCUGCCACUUUCUUUCUCUAUCUAUUUUUUUUUUUUUUUUUAAUAGGAAUAUUUCAGCACAAAUUACCAAUGCAGGGUAAUAAUACAAAUAUUAACGUAGUUUCUUC